This is a messenger RNA of Siniperca chuatsi (mandarin fish), 3120 nucleotides long. Its product is annotated as CCR4-NOT transcription complex subunit 2-like. Gene Ontology annotation, biological process: nuclear-transcribed mRNA poly(A) tail shortening; regulation of DNA-templated transcription; regulation of stem cell population maintenance. Lineage: Eukaryota; Metazoa; Chordata; Actinopteri; Centrarchiformes; Sinipercidae. The transcript is spliced from 16 exons. The coding region runs from base 707 to 2425 and encodes 572 amino acids. Gene Ontology annotation, cellular component: CCR4-NOT core complex; P-body. The record is from RefSeq and is a predicted model, not a curated record.
CCUCGUUUAAAGAAAACGCCGCUCGCGUGGUAGUUACCACGGGAUCAGGCCGUGAAGGGGAGUGGAAAAUGCGCCUUUAAACCCGGCAGGCCAGUUUCGUUGCUAUCUGUUGUUGUUUUGGGGAACUAACGUUAACCGACGGAGGCGCAGCAGGCCCAAACCCGAACAAAAACACUCCUGCCCCUUAAUUUCCUCUCUGCCGGUGGUCUGUCUGCAUAACCGCACUUAAACCGGCGUUACCGGCUUGCUAGAUAGUGUUUUAACUGCUCAUAACUGUCCCUGCCGUGGCGUUCUUACGUUGCUGUUAGCCGAAUAGCUCGCUUGGUAGUGAGCGUUAGCUCUCCUGCUAACGCCCCCAUGUAUUCCAAUGGAAUUAGCUGUUAUCUUACGUGCGCUACUCGGCUAGCAGUAGCUCCUGACACAUUACAGCUAACAAAGUAACACCAGCUAAUAGCUAUUAUUUGUAUGGGGCUCACAAAUAGAGCACAAAACGGGACAAGCCGGUGCAUUUAUGCUGUCAAGAAACCAACGGGUAGUGUUAAUGGUGUAAUUCACGUCAGUCAGACUGAUUGUCUGAGCUAGCAUUAGCUUAAAUGGCUAACAUUAACUAGUCUUUUGCGACACUGCUGCUCAUUUAACGUAGCUUUGAAACAAGAACAGUCACGUUUACAAACCACUCGUCUGUUGUUUAAAGGUGACACGCGGCAUGUUUGGUGCUAACCGGAAGAAGUUUAUGGAGGGAGGGGUAGAGAGCGACUACACGGACGACUCCAGCCUCUACUACACCCAACAGUCCAUGUUCCCCCCACACCGCGCUGACAAAGACAUGUUGGCGUCUUCCUCUGCUUCCUCAACGGGUCAACUGUCACAGCUAGGAGCCAGCUUAUAUGGCCCGCAGAUUCGGAUUUCUCCAGUUGAUAUCACCACCGGAACACUAGACGGAUGUAUCAUACAUGAUCAGGCUGUACCGUGUUUUAAUUAUAUUCCCCACAGUGCAUUGGGGUUUCCCAUGCGUGGUUUGAACAGCAGCGCGGCACCUCAGUUAAGUCGAAGUGGGUUGAACCAAUCUGGCAGCCAGCUCCCCAGUCAUGCCAGUACACCCAACACUGGCACAAUGCACACGCCUCCCUCACCGAGCAGGGGUAUUUUGCCAAUGAGCAGCCGGAGCGUGAUGAACCACAGCCAGCAGGUGGGGGGUCCGACGGGGCAGUCGGGUGGGAUGGUAGGGGUAGGAGGAGAGAGGGUAGGUGGCGGCGGCGUAGGAGCAGGGAGGAGCAGCAGCAUGGGGAGUCCCAGCCGAUCGUCACCCAGCAUCAUCGGCAUGCCCAAACAGCAGCAAGCACGGCAGCCUUUCACUAUUAACAGUAUGUCAGGGUUUGGGGUGAACAGGAAUCCAGGCUUCAACAUGAACAACUCCCUAUCCAACAACAUCUUCAACGGCACAGAUGGCAGUGAGAAUGUGACGGGGUUGGACCUCUCAGAUUUCCCAGCGUUAGCAGACAGGAGUCGGAGGGAUGGAGGCUCAAAUCCCACCCCACUGCUCAACCCGCUGGCCGGUCGGGCUCCGUACGUUGGCAUGGUAACCAAGCCGUCCAGUGAACAGUCGCAGGACUUCUCCAUCCAUAACGAAGAUUUCCCAGCUCUCCCUGGGCCAAACUACCAAACAAAAGACCCCACCAGCACCAACGAAGACAGCAAAACGAAUCUGAACUCAUCAGGAAAGCCCACCUCUAACUCAGAUGGUCCAAAGUUCCCCGGUGAUAAGAGCUCUGCACCUAGCAACAACAACCAGCAGAAGAAAGGGAUUCAGGUGCUUCCUGACGGGCGUGUGACCAACAUCCCGAUCGGCAUGGUAACGGACCAGUUCGGGAUGAUCGGCUUGUUGACGUUCAUCCGGGCAGCAGAGACGGACCCCGGCAUGGUCCACCUGGCGCUGGGCUCUGACCUCACCACGCUAGGCCUCAACCUCAACUCACCUGAGAAUCUGUAUCCGAAGUUUGCGUCUCCCUGGGCAUCGGCUCCGUGUCGACCGCAGGACAUAGACUUCCACGUCCCCUCAGAGUAUUUAACCAACAUCCACAUAAGGGACAAGUUAGCAGCUAUCAAGUUGUCUCGGUAUGGUGAAGAUCUGCUGUUUUAUCUCUACUAUAUGAACGGAGGAGACCUACUACAGCUUCUGGCUGCAGUAGAACUGUUUAACAGGGACUGGAGGUACCAUAAAGAGGAGCGGGUUUGGAUCACCCGGGCCCCAGGUAUGGAGCCCACGCUGAAGACCAACGCCUACGAGAGAGGGACCUACUACUUCUUCGACUGCCUCAACUGGAGGAAGGUGGCAAAGGAGUUUCAUCUGGAGUAUGACAAACUAGAAGAGCGACCUCACGUUCCCUCCACAUUCAACUACAAUCCUGCCCAGCAGGCCUUCUGAUUGGCUCUACCUCCUCCUGCCUGCCUGCCUGCCAUUGGCCCUCCUGGCUCAUCAGUCAUCACCCCUCUAGGUUUUUCCACCUCCACACACUCAAAGUGAAUCUGGCCAAUAAGGACUCAGGACGGGGAGAGGACGUCCUGGUUCCUGCUCUCCCAAACACUUUUCUGAACAGACUUUUUGGUUUUAACUUUUCUGAUAUUUUGUACCUCAUUUUCUUUCUUUCUUUUUUUUUUUUUUUUAAAUUUUAUUUCCCACCCCUCCUCCAUGAGUUUGGUUUGGUUGGUCUGUUAUGUGGAGCACAGACUUAAUGUCAACAGACAGCACAGUACAACACACACACUGACACAAGCACUGUAAAUAACUGUCCAUCUGAUCGAGUGAUUCAUGUUUCUAUUCAGUCUUAAGAAUUGACUAUUUUUGUCUAGAGAAGCUUUUAAGAAGAACCAGAUUUUAACACAGAAUUAAAUCACCUGUCAGGAUGGAUAAUUAUUUCAAACACUGUGUCGCACCUCUCUGACCUUUGGCAGGAACUGAAAGUAUUUAUCAUUUCUCUUUGUUUUUACCAGGUUUUUCCAGCAUUAAAUCAGAACACACAUACAAUCGCACACACACACACACAUCGGCAGCGGAGAGUCAGGAGAGGAAAUGCAAUGUACAUUGUAGCACUAUUUCAUAAUAAAAGAAAAAGAAAAAUA